AUGCGACCUUUAAAGGAUAAGAUAGGGCCAACGGCAGCCCAGGCGUUUGAAGACGUAUUGGCUGAUAGAAGGCAACAUACGAAGCUUUGCACGGACAAAGGACAAGAAUUUCGAUCAAAAGCCUUCAAUUAUGUAUUAACGGAUCACAACAUAGAGCAUUUUUAUUCUAAAAAUACCGAAGUGAAAGCCAACUAUACAGAGAGAGCUAUCAAGACCAUCAAAACUAAGGUGUAUCGUUACAUGACAUUCAAACAAUCACAACGAUACAAUGAUCGUCUUCAGGAAUUCCCUCGAAGUUACAACAUGAAGUGCAUGUACCACCGAACUAUUGACACCAAACCCGCACUGGUUAGACCAAACAACGAAGAAGAAGUGCGCGUAUCUACAUUCCUGUCGCGGGGAGAUUCCACGCAAGCAAUCAAAGUGGCUAUACAAGUUCAAAGUGGGUGA
This is a messenger RNA of Saccostrea cuccullata (small rock oyster), 450 nucleotides long. RefSeq lists its product as uncharacterized. Gene Ontology annotation, molecular function: nucleic acid binding. Gene Ontology annotation, biological process: DNA integration. Lineage: Eukaryota; Metazoa; Mollusca; Bivalvia; Ostreida; Ostreidae. The record is from RefSeq and is a predicted model, not a curated record. The coding region runs from base 1 to 450 and encodes 149 amino acids. The transcript has a single exon.